UUAGACAUUUUCUUAUUAUUACUGGUCGUAACCGAUAUAGAUUUGCAAAUGCAAAAGCAUUAAUUGGCUACAAUAUUAGAUCAGUACAUGAAAAUGAGUUUCCAUCCGUGGUAUGUUUGAAACAAAUAUCUAAUGAAGAGAAUAACUUUCAUUAUUUAGUUUGUACUGGAACGCUUAUUUCUACCAGCCACAUUUUAACUGCUGAGCACUGUUUGGAGGAUACAGGAACCGCAGGAUUGGAAAUAAUUCUGGGAUCCGAUGUAAGACUUGGUUCUAGAUACAAUAUUUGGUGGUGGAUAAAUUUUACACAAUGGACGUUAAUGCAGAAUGGUCUACUCAGCGUAGAAAAUGAUAUAGCUGUAUUGAAGGUAUUGGGAUUUAUAAACGAUGUUCCGAUAAAUCAGCUGUCGACCAUUCGCCCACACAGCAUAUUAUAUGGACGAAAUGCUGACGUAGUUGGCUGUGGAAGAGGGAAUAAUAGCUUUAUAAAUGUCAUUCAUCAGACAGCAUCUUUAACAAUUUUGCCACAUGAUGAGUGCAGCGAGAUAAUUACAAGACUCUUUGAUACUUAUGUAGAAGUUCCGGAAAAAUAUAUAUGCAGUGUUGGACAUCCAUAUACAUAUGUUAAUGAUGGUGAUAGUGGUGCGCCAUUUUUUUAUCACCAAACUCUAAUUGGCGUAACUAUAGGAGAUUGUCCAACGAUGAAUGAAUUUAAUCCUGACAAAGUCAAUAUUCAUGCUGGUGUUGCUUAUUACAAUUGUUUCAUUGACGACAUGUUAAAUAAUUAUUAAUUAUUUUGUGAGAUUUUAUAUUAGACUUUAUUACAAGAUUUUUAUUAUUAUUCUGCUUAUUGUUUUUACUAUUAUCUUUAACACGGGAAGAGCUAUGUAAUUGUGGCACAAGCAAAGUAACUUUGAUUGGAUUAGAAAUUAAAAUAUUGAAACAAGGAAAGUAAUGAGAGGCAUAAAAUCGAUCUAAAGAGAAUUAGAAAAAUAAUUAUAUGUAAAUACUAUAAUAUUGAAUACAAUUAAUU
Ceratosolen solmsi marchali is the source of this 1033-nucleotide messenger RNA. RefSeq lists its product as uncharacterized. Gene Ontology annotation, molecular function: serine-type endopeptidase activity. Gene Ontology annotation, biological process: proteolysis. The transcript is spliced from 4 exons. Bases 321 to 791 code for a protein of 156 amino acids. The record is from RefSeq and is a predicted model, not a curated record. NCBI's taxonomy places the organism in Eukaryota, Metazoa, Arthropoda, Insecta, Hymenoptera, Agaonidae.